CCAUGACAGUUGACCCUGCGCCCACGCCCUCCCCCGCCGCACCCACGGCCGCCGUGCCUGCACAGCCCGCCACGGGGCCAGGCGUGGGAGGGCAGGAAGGGGGCGAGGCAGAGAGCAAGGGGAGCGCGGCAGCAGCUGAGAAGGGCACGGAUGAAGCAUGGGGGCCCAAGGGGGAGUCCGCCGCAGCAGAGGGAGAGAAAGAGGAGGGAGCAGCAGCCGGAGCAGCUGCAGCAGCAGCAGCAGCAGCAGCGACAGCAGCGGCGGUGGUGGUGGCGAAGCAUCCGCUGCAGCAGCGUUGGACGCUGUGGUUUGACAACCCCCACCAGCGCGGCAAGAGUGGCGGGUGGGGCACGUCGAUGCGGCAGAUCUACACCUUCGGCACCGCUGAGGACUUCUGGAGCCUGUACAACAAUGUGACAUCAGCAGCCACUCUUCCCCCGAGGAUGGACAUGCAUCUCUUCAAGGAGGGCAUUGUGCCCAAGUGGGAGGACCCUCAGUGCGAGAAGGGCGGCUCCUGGACCGUCUUCUGCCGCACCAAAGACAUGUUUGACAACGUGUGGCUCAACGUGCUGCUGGCGCUGAUCGGCGAGCAAUUCACAGAGGCGGGGGACAUUUGCGGUGUGGUAGCCAAUGCUCGGCCCAACAAGGACCGAGUGGUGCUGUGGACCAAGACAGCCAGCAACGAGGCAGUGCAGGUGAGCAUCGGGCGGCAGCUCAAGGAGAUCGCCGGCAUUUCCGAACGGAUUUCAUACUCCUCCUUUACGGAUCAGAAGUUUUCGUCGAAAGCCAGUCAGGGUUAUGUUGCUUGA
Molecule: messenger RNA, 809 nt
Organism: Closterium sp. Yama58-4
Lineage: Eukaryota; Viridiplantae; Streptophyta; Zygnematophyceae; Desmidiales; Closteriaceae
Source: the annotation of a GenBank genome assembly